Messenger RNA from Ostrinia nubilalis (European corn borer), 1419 nucleotides. It is a transcript of the gene orb, whose product is annotated as cytoplasmic polyadenylation element-binding protein 1-B. Gene Ontology annotation, cellular component: nucleus; neuron projection; synapse. NCBI's taxonomy places the organism in Eukaryota, Metazoa, Arthropoda, Insecta, Lepidoptera, Crambidae. Bases 1 to 1419 code for a protein of 472 amino acids. Gene Ontology annotation, biological process: negative regulation of cytoplasmic translation. The record is from RefSeq and is a predicted model, not a curated record. The transcript has 12 exons. Gene Ontology annotation, molecular function: mRNA 3'-UTR binding; mRNA regulatory element binding translation repressor activity; translation factor activity, RNA binding.
AUGUUUGAGAAUGAUGGCGCGUCGGACAGCGAGUGGCGCUGGGAGGAGCCGGGCAGCCCCGCGGCCGCGCACACGCCGCGCUCCUUCGUGCCCGCCGCCUGCUUCCCCCCGAGGCACCCCCGCGCCUUCGCCAGCUAUAGACGCUCGAGAUUUACCGAUGCCUCUACUUGCAGCGAGAACGCGCGGCCCGGCGGCUGGGAGGACUCCGGACAAGUCAUUAUGGACCUUGCCACCUCUUUGAAGGCCAUGGCGAUGCCGACCAGCAGCGAGCGUUCGGUGCCGCCGCACACCGCGAUCGGCUACGACGCGCUCGACAACACGGUGGACCCGCCGUGGCCGCCGCGCGCGCCUGCCUCGCGCAACGAGAGAAACCUGCCAAGGCGCGCCUCUUUCUGCGGCGUGUUAGGCGGCUCCGGCGGCGAGCUGGGCGGCGCCAGCGGUGGUGGCAAAGCGGCCCGCUGGGCGGGCCGGCUGCCGGCGCGCUGCACCGACCCCAGCGCCGGUUUCUCGCCCAAGGUCUUCCUGGGCGGGCUGCCCUACGACAUCACUGAGCACGCGCUCAUGUACGCGCUGAGGCAGUUCCAUCCCGUCAGGGUGGAGUGGCCAGGGCGCGAGGGCAGCGGGCCCGGCGGCGGCGCAGGCGGCGGCUCGCCCCGGGGCUUCGCCUACGUCACGCUGGAGAGCGAGCGCCGCGUGCGCGCGUUAUUGGAGGCGUCACGCCGCGAAGGCAAGGACUGGUACUACCGCGUCGUCUCGCGCAAGUUCCGGGCCAAAGAUGUGCAGGUGAUCCCGUGGGCGGUGUCGGACGCCAACUGGGUGGAGGGCGGCUCAGUGCGGCUGGAGCCGGCGCGCACAGUGUUCGUGGGUGCACUGCACGGCAUGCUCAGUGCGUCCGCGCUCGCUACCAUCAUGAACGACCUGUUCUCGGGAGUUGUUUAUGCUGGUAUCGACACGGACAAGAACAAGUACCCGAUCGGGUCUGGGCGCGUGACGUUCAACAACGUGCGCUCGUACGUGCGUGCCAUAUCCGCUGCCUACGUCGAGAUCUUCACCGACAAGUUCUCUAAGAAGGUGCAAGUGGACCCGUACCUGGAGGACUCGAUGUGCUCGGUGUGCAACCUGCAGCAGGGGCCCUACUUCUGCAGGGAGCCCAUGUGCUUCAGAUACUUCUGCCGCUCGUGCUGGGUGUGGCAGCACUCGGGCGACGAGCACAAGCCGCUGAUGCGCAACUCCAAGGCAGCGCCGCGUGCGCCCGCGCCGUCGCACCACGCGCGCCAGCCCGACUCUGCCUACGGCUGCUCCUACGCGCUGCCUAGCGAGGGAACCCCGUCCCCUGCAACAAGCGGCACAAGUGGCGCGAGCGAGUUAGACGCCGCGCCUCCAGAAGAUUCCACGGACGCUGCCUGGCCUCCGCACUAG